AUGGGUCCAAAAUGGGCAGAGGCAAACGGAGCCGACCAAAUCCAACCGCGGCAAAUCCAAUGCUCUGGCGUGUGGGUACAGACAGGCAAAGUCCGAUCAGCUUUCAGAAGAUGCGAUGUUUGGGCUGGACCUGGUUUAGCCUGUCCUAUCGCACAAAUGGCGAAGGCCUAUAAAGCAUAUGACGACGACGGUGAUGCAAGGAGAAUGGACAGCCACAUGAGAAAAAACUCAAAAGAAAGGUAUGGUGGUGCAGUUGGAAUACGAAAUGUUAGAAAUGAAGGAAUAAAAUCUUUCGUGAAAAGAUAUGUUUCUGAAGAGUAG
Dovyalis caffra is the source of this 321-nucleotide messenger RNA. The record is from the annotation of a GenBank genome assembly. Lineage: Eukaryota; Viridiplantae; Streptophyta; Magnoliopsida; Malpighiales; Salicaceae.